AGAGACUCCACCCGGAGAGAGAAGAGAGCGAAGACGAGACAGACAGACACCAAACAAAAAGGGAAACCGUCUCCGUUAAAGGUCAAACCCCAACCACCACCUCCGGUCUCAGCCGACUUACGCCACCGCUCCGGCCACGAUCCCUCUCCGGCGACCGCCCCUCUCUUAUGCUAGUUCCCGAUCGCUCUGCCGGUGUCCCUCCGGUGGCCGGUGAUUGUCCAGGUCGUGUGGAUUGAUUAUGAAGAGUUACAACCACAAGGCUAAUAGCAGCAGUUUUGGUAGCAACCAUCAUCACCACCACAAGAACGGCUCGACGAAUGGAUUCUUGCCAAAUUCACUGAAGUUCAUCUCGUCCUGUAUCAAAACCGCCUCCUCCGGUGUACGGUCGGCCGGCGCCUCGGUUGCCGCCUCAAUCUCCUCCGGCGAUUCUCAUGAGCACAAGGACCAGGUGCUGUGGGCUUGUUUUGACAGGAUAGAGCUUGGCCCAAUUUCCUUCAAGCAUGUUCUUUUGUUAGGUUACUCAAAUGGGUUUCAAGUCCUUGAUGUGGAAGAUGCCUCUAAUGUCUGUGAACUUGCCUCGAAACGUGAUGAUCCAGUCACAUUUUUACAGAUGCAGCCCCUUCCUGCAAAGUCCAAGGGAUGUGAAGGAUUCAGGACCUCUCACCCUUUGCUCUUGGUGGUUGCAUCUGAUGAGUCAAAGAGCACCAGUGUGAUGCAAAAUGGAAGAGAAGCUUUUAGAGAUGGCUAUACCGAGGCUCCAAAUGGAAGCCUAGCUCUUUCUUCAACAGCUGUUCGAUUUUACUCACUGAGGUCUCACAGUUAUGUUCAUGUUCUAAGGUUUAGGUCAACUGUGCAUACAGUUAGAUGCAGUCCCCAAAUAGUUGCCAUCGGACUUGCUGCACAAAUAUAUUGUUUUGACGCUCUUACUCUUGAGAAUAAGUUCAGCGUCCUUACUUACCCUGUACCUCAAUUGGGAGGGCAAGGGAGCUUUGGGGUUAAUAUGGGCUAUGGCCCCAUGGAUGUGGGUCCAAGGUGGUUGGCUUAUGCUCCUAACAAUCCUUUGUUAUCCAACAGUGGUCGUAUUAGUCCCAAAAGUCUUACACCUUCACCAGGUGUCAGUCCAUCCACUUCACCAAGUAAUGGCAGUCUCAUGGCUCGCUAUGCAAUGGAAUCUAGUAAGCAAUUGGCUGCUGGAUUAAUCAACCUCAGUGACAUGGGCUACAAGACCUUGUCCAGGUACUACCAAGAACUUAUCCCUGACGGGUCUAGUUCUCCAGUAUCAUCCAAUUCAAGCUGGAAAGCAGUCCGGGCUACAACUCAUUCCGCUGAUGUAGACACUGCUGGGAUGGUAGUUGUGAAGGACUUCGACUCCAGAGCUAUUAUAUCACAGUUCAGGGCUCACACCAGCCCAAUUUCGGCUUUAUGUUUUGAUCCAAGUGGGACACUGCUAGUUACUGCCUCAAUACAUGGGAACAAUAUUAACAUUUUUCGUAUAAUGCCAUCUAGCUCGAAGACAGGGUCAGGCACUCAACGUUAUGAUUGGAGCUCUUCACACGUGCAUUUGUACAAACUUCACCGUGGAGUGACUUCAGCAGUGAUCCAAGACAUAUGUUUUAGUCAUUACAGUCAGUGGAUUGCAAUUAUAACUGCCAAGGGAACUUGUCAUAUAUUUCUUCUAUCUCCAUUUGGCGGUGAAGCUAAUCUUCAACUACAUAACUCUCAUGUUGGGCAACCCACACUUUUUCCUGCUAUGUCUUUGCCUUGGUGGUCUAUGCCAUACUUCAUGGUAAAUCAGCAAUCCUCUACAUCACAUUUGCUGCCGCCACCGCCUGUUACCGCAUAUGUAGCCAGCAGAAUUAAAAACUGUAACUCCGGAUGGAUAAACUCUGUUAGCAAUGCUGCCUCCUCUGCGACUGGAAAGGUUUCAGUUCCAUCAGGAGCAUUUGCUGCCGUAUUUCAUAGCUCUGGACUGCAGAAUCCUCGGCCUUCUCCUGCUAAGGUUCAUGCCUUGGAACACUUGUUGGUCUUUACUCCUUCCGGGCAUGUUGUGCAGUAUGAGCUUCUGCCUUCAAUGGGGGGAGAAUCCAGUGAAACUGUCUCGAGAACUACGAUGGGUCCCCCAGCACAGAUACAGGAUGAAGAGCUACGAGUGAAAGUUGAACCUCUCCACUGGUGGGAUGUUUGCAGAAGAAGAGAUUGGCCUGAAAAAGAAGAAUGCAUUUCUGGACUGACUUUUGACAGUAAGGAAGCUGCUGAUGCAGUUGCUAAUACCUCUGGUUCUGCAGAUAGUAAUGGAGACACAGAGUCCGAAAAAUCCUGUGACCAUUCACAUUUUUAUAUUGCCAAUGCUGAGGUCCAGAUGAGCUUUGGGAGGAUACCAAUAUGGCAACAAUCUAAGAUAUAUUUUUACACAAUGAAUUCUCUGAGUGCUGAAGAGCUGGCCCUGACUGGUGAAAAUGCUGCCGGGGAAAUUGAAAUUGAGAAGUUUUCAGCUCAUGAGGUCGAAAUAAGACGAAAAGAUCUAUUGCCUGUUUUUGACCAUUUUCAAAGAAGUCAGUGUGAUGGGAGUGAAAGGAGCCUUUCAGAGGGAACAUGCCCACCUUCCUUUAUUAGCAUGGCUAAGGAGAAACCGUCCAAAGAUGGUGUCAUGUCCUACCCAAAGUUAGAUGGCUCGAUGGAAAAUUUGAAUGAUUCACUGGAGAACUACUACAUGCCCGUUACUUGGUCUCAGAAUGGGAAUAUUGACCAGCAAAGGCAUAAUGUUGCCACAUCACCUCCAGUGUCGCAAGCUUAUAUCAACAAGGCUUGUGCUCUAGUUUCUCGGGAACAGUUUGUCCCUGGUACUAAUGGUGCAUCAGUACCAUCAACCUGUCCACUUCCUGCUGACACAAGCAUUGUCCAAGAACUUGAGGCCCCAAACAGCAGCGGCUCAAGUGAUGAUUGCAGUGCAAAUUCCAAGGGUUCUAAUCUGAUGUCGAACAUAAUUGAGGAGCAUGUUAAUGGGUCUUUGGACUUUGUGCAGUACUUCCAGGAAGGAUACUGCCGACCAUCGGAUCUAAAUGGAUGCCCUGAUUCUGCGGAAGAUAUUAUUCAUGAUGAUGGCAGUAGCAGUCCCUGUGACAGGGACAAGUCCGAGGAAGAAGGUGAUAAUGAUGACAUGCUUGGAGGAGUUUUUGCUUUCUCCGAAUAAGGUUUCUGGGUCAAAGAAGAUUCGCAUGAGCAUAUGAUGAAAUAUCAGGCUAUUCCAAUUCCAUAGUUAACUCAUCAAACUGACAGAAUACAUCCAUUGGCUUGCUCGGUUGGAGUAAAGAGCUUUGGUGAAGGAUUUCUAUUCUUCUAAUUUCUCUCCUGUAAAUGCUGUAAAUUGGGAAGAAACCUUAUCACAAAAUUAUUUGUGUUGUGAACAGGUUGUUUUCUGUGCUUUGUAACAUUAUUCAUUCUUGAAAAGGGAAAAAAUGAAGGAUCAAAUAAGAGAAAAAUGAAAGAUGGCUUGUUUGCAACUUUCAUCUUGCAUGUCUUUCAUUUAUGUUGGACCAUAUCGUCACAUCCCGGGUUCCGCUUGAACGGUCUCGGGUUUUCUUCCAAGUUCUAUUGUUUUCAGGGCGCUGAAGAUACAAUUUUGCCGGGGAGGGCCUUCCUGAGUAAGAAUGAAUUGUUCAGCUGCCAAUUAGCAGGAGGUUAUGCGCAUGUUGUUCAAUUGUUAAUAUACUUAUAGAACUAUGAAAAUGUCAGAACAAUUCCGAGAAUCUUUGUGAUUUGCAUCCUGUUUGGUAUGUCUGGUUAGUGUUUUUCUGAAAGAAUGCAAAUACGAUAUUCUUGAGUGUUUGGUAUGAA
Messenger RNA from Punica granatum (pomegranate), 3834 nucleotides. The record is from RefSeq and is a predicted model, not a curated record. NCBI's taxonomy places the organism in Eukaryota, Viridiplantae, Streptophyta, Magnoliopsida, Myrtales, Lythraceae.